GCUCAAUUGUAGAAAUAAGCGGGGGAGGGUGGAGAAGCUGAGUUCAAGAAGGGAGGCUUGGGGAAGACAUUCGGUAAUUGAAACUCUCUCACUUUUUUUUGCUCUCGAUUCCUUUCUUUACAGUUGUUGUAAGCCAUCUUUUAAGCCGUGUGGUGAGUGAAGUAUCAGUACAUAAGAAUAUUCCAUUUUCAAGGCUUAAUACAAAAAUAUUCAAAUUAAAUUGCAUGAAUAUGCAGAUUGUAUUGAGCAAAAUGUGUGAGACAAGAUAGAUCAUUAAUUAUAUUUUUACACUCUUCUUUAAGAUGGAAUAAUAUUGUUUUUUUACAGACUUUCUGACUGUUAAGCGAAGCUCUUAUACCUGGAUUCAGCGAGUAGAGAACCUUUGAUGAGAAAAUUGGCUGUAUUCUCACCCUUGUACCGCAGAGGAGUUUGAAUUUGAUAUCAUGAGCAAGAGAGGGAUUCAGUAAGGGGACUGAUGUAAUCUCAUUGGCAGGUGAUAAAGGCCAUUUUAGCUGAGGCAUUCUGGACAAGCUGUUUGGAAUAUCACUGCUAAAUUUAUAUAACUAAUAAAGACCUGCAGAUUAUUGUGAGCACCUUAUUCCAUGACUCUUGUGUUUUUCUAGAACACAAAAUAAGCUUGAGAGUUGUAAGUCUUCCUCUCGUUCCCUACAAACAGUGUCAUCUCAUAAGCAAAUUUUUUCUUCGAGGUCUGUUGACCUUAACAUUUUUAGGACAGUUGCUAAUGAAGUACUUAUCAGAAGAAAGUGGAGAAUUUAUUUUAUAUUUCAUGCUGUAUCAUUAUUUAAUAUGAUUAUAUAUUGUGACUAUUAUUUUGAUUUUGAUAUGUUACAGUAAUUUAGUUCAGCAAAACCUAUUUCAGCAAUAUCUCUUAGCACAUGUGUAACAUCGAGCACAUGCAACAAUCUAUGCAAGGAUUGGGCCUUAUCACAUUUUUCAGGUGUCUGCUAGAGAAAUCUAAAGCUUCAAGCAUCUCUUGCCAUUUUUGAACAUUUGGAUAAACAUAAACAGAGCCACCUUUUUGUAUUGAUAUGCAGGAAACUUUAUAACAAUUAAUGAAAGAUAUAGCAAGAAGUGCCUUGGCUUUUCUUAAAGUUCUCUGUUUUAUUUUCCUCCAGAUGAGCAUUCAUUUAUCAGAAGACUUCAUUAUUGCCAUGAAGCAUUCAAAGCAAAUAAUGUUUUUAGAAAGUGGAAGUUUCUAGCCUGAAGAAAACCAUGUUUAUCUUUUUUUUUUUGAGAGAGAAUAGAUUUUUCUAUGCCUUUACAAUGGCUUGUCUCUGCAGAAGAUAUUCAUUGUUAGUAUUACUGCAGAUAUUAUAUAUUUAUUCUCCGGGAAAUUAUGCAUGUACAAAUGAAGCAAACAAAGACAAUGAGACUUUUCCUACCAAUAAGAGGCCAUUUCCUUGGACCAGUCUGAAGCUUCCACGUGUGAUUGUUCCACUCCACUAUGACCUCUGUAUUCACCCUGAUCUUUCUACUUUACAUUUUACUGGGCAGGAGACAAUAGAGAUUUUUGUCAGAACAAACACUAGCUUUAUCAUCUUGCACAGCAAAGAUCUUGAAAUCACCAGCUCUGUUCUUCUGUCCAAAGGUGACAUGUGGUCCAGUACACCAGGAAAGAAACUUCAAGUUUUAGAACAUCCUUCACAUGAACAAAUUGCCCUGCAGUCUCCUGAAGAAUUAGGUGUGGGCCAAGUCUACCUGGUUACGAUUGAGUUUCAUGGAAAGUUGGCAGAUGGCUUUGAUGGGUUUUACAAGAGUUCGUACAAAACUCAUGGUGGGGAAACAAGAAUAAUUGCUACUACACAUUUUGAACCUACCUCAGCACGAAUGGCUUUUCCAUGCUUUGAUGAACCAUCUUUCAAAGCCAACUUUUCUAUCAAGAUAAGGAGAGAAAAACAGCACAUUGCAUUGUCCAACAUGCCCAAGACUAAAACAACUGAACUUGGAGGAGGCCUUUUGGAAGAUCAUUUCGAUGUGACUGUGAAAAUGAGCACUUACCUCGUGGCAUAUGUCAUUUGUGACUUUAAGUAUUCAGAGGCCACAACUUCAUCAGGGAUCAAGGUUUCUGUUUAUGCAUCACCGGACAAAUGGGACCAGACCCGUUAUGCCUUAGAUGCAGCAGUAAAACUACUGGAAUUUUAUGAGAAGCAUUUUGAUAUUAGCUUUCCUUUACCAAAACUCGAUCUUAUUGCUGUUCCUGAUUUCCAGUCAGGAGCUAUGGAAAACUGGGGUCUCAUCACAUACAGGGAGACUUCUCUACUCUACAAUCCCAAGACCUCCUCAGCAGCUGACAAACUGUGGGUCACCAAAGUGGCACAUCAGUGGUUUGGUGAAGGUUUUGCCCGGUUCAUGGAGUUGAUUUCUCUUAAUGCGACCUACCCAGAACUGCAGUAUGAGGACUACUUUAUGAAUGUAUAUUUUGGUGCAAUUGCAAGGGAUUCAUUAAAUUCUUCUCGUCCGAUCUCCAACCCAGCAGAAACCCCCAUUCAGAUAAAUGAAAUGUUUGAUACUGUGUCCUAUGAUAAGGGAGCUUGUAUUUUGAAGAUGCUCCAGGAUUUCCUAUCUGAGCAGGUUUUCCAGAAAGGAGUAAUUCAGUAUUUGAAGAAGUACAGCUAUAGGAACGAAGACUUGUGGAACAGCCUGGCAAAUAUUUGUCCUGAAGGUGAUUUAUCUUCCGGAAGUUUUUGCUUUGCUACUUCCAGACCCAUUAGCAGUGCAUUCAGUCAUGAUGGAAGUCUUACAGAGAUCAAAGACAUGAUGAACACUUGGACACAUCAGAAAGGAAUGCCACUAGUUCUUGUAAAAUGUGAAGGAAACACCAUUCAAUUGCAACAGGACCGUUUCCUGAAGGGUGUCUUUGAAGAAGAUCCUGAAUGGGCUAAUCUGCAGUCAACGUAUUUUUGGCAUAUCCCACUUACCUACAUCACUAGCAGCUCCAACACUGUUCACAGACAUGUAUUAAAAACUAAAACAGACUCAUUGAAACUCAAGGAAGGUGUUGUCUGGGUGAAAUUCAAUGUAGAUAUGAAUGGCUAUUAUAUAGUUCACUACGAGGGGAAUGGAUGGGACAACAUCAUUACAUUGCUGGAUCAGAACCACACACUCUUCAGUCCCAAGGACCAAGUGAACUUGAUCCACAAUGCAUUUGAACUGGUCAGUGCGGGAAGGCUCUCAUUAGACAGAGCCCUUGAUCUGACUCGGUAUCUCCAACAUGAAACCAAUAACAUAGUACUUCUGAAAGGCUUGGGCUACCUGGAAUCAAUCUACCAUGUGAUGGAGAGAAGAAAUAUUUCCAGUGUCUCAGAACACCUUAAGAAGUAUAUCCUGUGGUAUUUUAAGCCGGUGAUUGACAGGCAAACCUGGAGUGAUGAGGGCUCUAUUUCUGACAGACUGCUUCGUUCUGAUCUCCUGCAACUCGCCUGUGAUCUGCGCUAUUCUCCCUGUAUCCAGAAGGCACAUGAGCUUUUCAGCAAGUGGAUGGGAUCUGGUGGAAAUUUAGACCUUCCAACAGAUCUUUUAAAGACAGUCUACUCAGUUGGAGCACAAACAGGAGCAGGAUGGAAUUAUCUACUGAAGCAGUAUAGUCUAUCUGUUUCCGAUGCAGAAAAGAACAAAAUCCUCUAUGCUUUGACCACAAGCAGGCAUCAUGAAAAACUGGCAAAGCUAAUUACACUAGGCAUGGAAGGUGAAAUUAUCAAGACUCAGAAUCUGGCAAUUCUUCUUCACGCUAUAGCCAGGAACCCGAAGGGACAGAGGCUUGCCUGGAAUUUUGUCAGAGAAAACUGGAAAAAGCUUCUUGAAAAGUUUGAAUUAGCUUCUUUCUCCAUUCGAACUAUUAUCUCUGGCACUACAUCCCACUUUUCAUCCAGAGACGAACUAGAAGAGGUGGAGAUCUUCUUUAAGUCUCUAAAUAACCAAGGAUCACAGCUAAAAAUCACUCGAGUUGUGCUGGAAACCAUAACAAAGAAUAUUAGAUGGCUGGAGAAGAAUCUCAGCAGUUUAAGAAACUGGCUUCUCAAUAAUCUUUAGGGUUAACAUAAAUAUGAGUUGAUGAGUACAUGUCUAGUUUACUAGCACCCUCCAAGCUAAAGGGGAUUUCAGUUUGGAUUAAAUGUUUCUUUUCCCUCCCACUGGUGAGUUGCAUUUGAAUGCAGUAUGAAUUUGAAUAGAUAUAUUUGGUGCUCAUUCUAUUGUGCUAUAUAGAUAGCAAAGUUGACAAAAUGAAAUGUCUGUGCUACAAAACCAGAAAGAAAUGGGCAAAUUUUCAAUAAUCCAAAUCCUGAAGGAGUGUUUAGAAACCUGAUCUGUUGAGAGGAGUGCCUGUGAAUUGCUUCAGUCAUUUGUCAUAGAUCAAUGCUGUAAAUAGCCGUCUGAUUACAAACCCUGUUUAGCGUGGCUACAUGGAUAAAGUACAUAUAUAUUUUUUCUUGCUCUUUUGUCCUGUUGUCCAUACACAUUAUUAUUUUGAUCUCUUAUGGCUUCUGGCCACAGGAAAAAUGAGUAAUCUACUUGUUAAAAUUCUCCCUCUCUUUUUCUGAGCUUAAAUUAAAAGAUCUAAUUGGGAAGCCUGAGGAAUUUGGAAAAUAAGAUAAAUAUGGCACUUUUCCUAGACUGAGGGGCGAUGGAGUCUGAUAAACAGAAGUUAGGAGAUGUGACAUUUUUCUUGGGUCUGUCAAUGACCUGCUGUAUUACUUUUUGGGUGACUCACAAACGUCACAUUUUCGGUCUGUUUUAUCUAGUCAGCAGAUAUCACCGUAUAACUGUACAGAGUUCAGAGUGGUCCUAAUCUCAAUUGGAUAUCUGUAGCCAUUACUAAAUUUAUUAAUAAUAGAUUAUCUACUUGAAAAAAAGAGUGUAUUGACUCUUCUUAUUUCCCUACAUAGAAGGUCCUCAAUUAAACUCAUUUAUAAAUAGAAGAAUUGAGUUAUCUCCUAGCUGAGAUUCUGUACAGUAGAUCUUUUUCCGUAAAGCAUGACUAGCUAAAAUUAAUCACAUGAUAUUCCCUUCCCUGUUUUUCAAUUAACAAAAUGUGUAAAAGCACCAAAAGGAAACUAUGUAGGUCAAGAAGGACCAGUACUUCAGACAAACAGUGAAAUACUUGAAAAGGGCUUCUCACUAAUACAUUGUUUUAACAGUGAGUUACAAGUGAAACAUCCUGUGUAAGCAGUUGGGGUUUGUCAGGUGAACUGCACUGGUGACAUUUGUUUUCAACAUGACUACAAAUUAAUAUCUGAAAAAGCUUUUUAAUGGGCAGAAAUCAAUUUUAGUGCUGUGAGAGCAUAAUCAGUAUUACCUCUUUUUUUUAGUUACAUUUCUGUCUCUCACAAUGAAGUAUUAAGGCUUUGCAGCCAAAUUUUCAAAAGCGUGAGCUGAUAAUUAUGUGCCUCAGCUUGGGUGCCCUGCUUGAUACAUCUUCUGCCUAGUUUUCAUACUGUGUAAAGGACCCUAAGUUCAUAGUGAAGUCAGUUUCUGAGGCAAAGAAAACCCGUUAUGUUUUCACAAUACCUCAGAUAAUGGGUUCCUGAUUGCAAUUAGUUUUCCUGAGCUAUUGCUUUACAGUCAAUUAAUACUGCUAAUCUGACUCCAGCUGUUCCUAUUAGAAGCUUUUUCCAUUUGCAGAAGAUGGAGCCUGUACAUAUUCUGCUGUUUAAUUGUACUAUCCUAAAUGUGAUGCCACAAAAGAUUGAAAGGUACUUGGACAUGGUUCGGCAGGUGUUUUACAAAUGGAAUCACCAAUCAGGCAAUAAAAAUUUCUUUUGAUGAUUUUG
Molecule: messenger RNA, 5789 nt
Organism: Alligator mississippiensis (American alligator)
Lineage: Eukaryota; Metazoa; Chordata; Crocodylia; Alligatoridae
Product: endoplasmic reticulum aminopeptidase 2-like
Biological process (GO): peptide catabolic process; proteolysis
Cellular component (GO): cytoplasm
Molecular function (GO): zinc ion binding; metalloaminopeptidase activity; peptide binding
Source: RefSeq, a predicted model, not a curated record